AUGGAUAAGAAGAUUCUGCCACAUCAUAAGUAUAGUUAUAUUCCAAAACAGAACAAGAAACUCAUAUAUGAGUAUUUGUUUAAGGAGGGAGUCAUAGUAGUUGAAAAAGAUGCAAAGAUUCCUCGCCACCCCCAUUUAAAUGUACCAAAUUUGCACAUAAUGAUGACACUGAAGUCUUUGAAAAGCAGAAAUUAUGUGGAGGAAAAAUAUAACUGGAAGCACCAAUAUUUUGUAUUAAACAAUGAAGGUAUUGAAUACUUGAGGGAGUUUUUACACCUACCACCAUCUAUAUUCCCUGCAACUCUGUCCAAAAAGACAGUGAAUAGAGCACCAAAGGUGGAAGAGGAAUUUUCAAGAGAGUUUAGACAGCCAAUGGGUAGAGGAAGAUCUUAUGAAAAAAGAAACUUCGACUGA
Messenger RNA from Plasmodium malariae, 414 nucleotides. Its product is annotated as 40S ribosomal protein S10, putative. The transcript has 3 exons. Gene Ontology annotation, cellular component: cytosolic small ribosomal subunit. The record is from RefSeq and is a predicted model, not a curated record. Gene Ontology annotation, molecular function: RNA binding; structural constituent of ribosome. Lineage: Eukaryota; Apicomplexa; Aconoidasida; Haemosporida; Plasmodiidae. Bases 1 to 414 code for a protein of 137 amino acids.